This is a messenger RNA of Nematocida homosporus, 1761 nucleotides long. RefSeq names its product SWI/SNF-related matrix-associated actin-dependent regulator of chromatin subfamily A-like protein 1. The record is from RefSeq and is a predicted model, not a curated record. Lineage: Eukaryota; Fungi; Microsporidia. Gene Ontology annotation, cellular component: nuclear replication fork. Bases 1 to 1761 code for a protein of 586 amino acids. Gene Ontology annotation, biological process: DNA repair; replication fork processing. The transcript has a single exon. Gene Ontology annotation, molecular function: ATP-dependent chromatin remodeler activity; ATP binding.
AUGCAGGUAAGUGAGAAUAAGUUAUUGGCCCAAUUACACAAUUCUUCUGGCCCAACACGACCUUCUAUCAAAAAGGUCAAUUUACCAAACUAUUAUGUUGUUCGGAUAGUUAGUGAAUUCUUUAUAUCAAUUACACCAAGUGCUAGUCAUAUUUGCACAUAUUUAUAUGAUAAACCAGAUACAACUUACCAGCCACAAGGCAAUACUUGGACUUAUCGGCUGCAAGAUCAUGCUGGUCUUUUAAAGGCACUGCGCACUGCCCAGCCUAAAGUUACAAUUGAUGGUCCUCCUCUCAGUGCUAUUGAGUGCUUAGAUAAGUUCAAUGUUAAGCAGCCUAGUGAUGUCAGUAUAGAACUAGUAUGUACUUUAAAGAGUCGACUGCCGGGUGUUCCUGAUCUAAUUCUUAAAGAGUUUCAGCGCGAGGGUUUAUUGGCUGUAGCUAGACGAAACUUUCGCAUACUUAUUGCUGAUGAAAUGGGGCUAGGUAAGACAGUUCAGGCAUUGGCGGCCAUUAAGACGUAUCAAGCCAACAAUCCCACGGAUAAUCGGUCCUUGCUAAUUAUUGCUGAAUCUUCACACUGCACUAUGUGGCGAGAUAUGGUCAAGAAGUACAUAACUGGCAAGUGCGGUGAGCUUAAGGACCUGCUAGUUCAGCCUAAAGGUGAAGGAAUGGUGGUAAUUGAAACUUAUACGAAAGCCCGCAUGUUAUUAGAAGAGGUUGAGAAAAGGAAGGAUCCAGUCAAUAUGGAUCUUCUUCAUCCUAGUAAGUUCUUUAUGGCGGUAGUAGAUGAAUCACAUCGGCUGAUGAAUCAGACAAGUAAGCGGUCAAUGGCCCUUGUUCCAUUUUUAACUAGUAUAGACCAUGUUAUUCUCUUAUCUGGCACACCAGCCCUUUCUCGGCCUAGUGAGUUGUACGCUCAAAUCAAAAUCAUUUGUCCAUCGCUUUAUCAAGAACACGAAUACCAUGAAAGGUAUUGUAAAUUAGAUGAGACGCACUUAAGUCGAAUGGAUCCCCGUUGGAAAAAGGCCAGGCGAUACACUGGCAGUAUUAAUUUGGAAGAGUUGCAUUACUUUAUCAAUCGCUUAGUGAUGAUUCGGCGGUUAAAGUCCGAUUGUAUCCAACUAGGCCAGAAGAAGCGCGUUGUGGUUAGUUUUAAGACUGAGCUAUCUACUAGACAAACAAAUAUUAAGAUAACUGGUGGUAAAGUCCAGCCGCCAGAGACUAUGUUGGCUUACAACCAGGCUGCUUCUGAAAAGAUUCCUGAUGUAAUUCGGUUUCUUACGGCUAUUCGCAAGCAAACUAACAAAAAGAUCAUUAUAUUUGCCCAUCAUAAAGAGAUGCUUUCGGCUAUUGAGCUGGUUUUUAGUCGUCGUUGCAUUAGAAUAGAUGGUGGUACUACUCAAGCUAUGCGUAAUUCUCUUUGUGAAGAGUUCAAAAGCAAGCCUGAAAUAGACACGGCUGUUCUUAGCAUUAAGACUUGUUCGACCGGAUUGACUUUAGUUUGUGCAAGUGUUGUCAUCUUUGCGGAACUGUCUUGGACGCCGGGAGAUCAUCUUCAGGCUGAAGACCGAGUGUAUCGUAUUGGACAAACAAGUAGUGUUAGCAUCUACUACCUUUUCGCUUCAUAUAUAGAUAGGAUGAUGUGGCCAAUUCUAGUUAAGAAGAUAAACAAUUUAGAGAAGCUUGGGUUUGCUAAUAAGAGCUCGAUUGAAUGUACCACUCUUCCUUAUGAUCCGGACCAGGCUACGCUAUUCAUGUAA